Molecule: messenger RNA, 807 nt
Organism: Aureobasidium subglaciale EXF-2481
Lineage: Eukaryota; Fungi; Ascomycota; Dothideomycetes; Dothideales; Saccotheciaceae
Exons: 2
Coding region: 1-807 (268 amino acids)
Molecular function (GO): nucleoside triphosphate diphosphatase activity
Source: RefSeq, a predicted model, not a curated record
AUGUCGGACCAAAAGAAUCCUCUCGAGCCGCCGCCGGCCUACGACGCCGAUUCAGAACACACGCCUCUCGUCGCCGGCGCACCCGCUCCUGUCCGCCAGCAGAUCUCUCGCGCCCCUCUGCCCCUUGAGCUUCCCGCACUACAGGCCAUUCGUGGCAAGAGAGUAAUCCUAGCCUCGGCUUCGCCACGACGAAAGCAGCUCCUCAACCAGAUCGGUCUGCGCGACAUUGAGGUCAUUCCGUGCACAGCUCCCGAGGACUUUAGCAAGACGCUCGCCCCCUUUGAAUAUGUCUUGCAGACAGCAGAGCAGAAAUGCUCAAUCAUCUACCGUCAAGAGAUUGACUCGGAAAAGGGCGAGCCUGCACUUGUCAUUGCCGCCGACACGGUCGUCGUGAGCCCCAUGGGCGACAUCUUAGAGAAGCCAAGGAGCGAGAGAGAGCACAUUUCAGUCCUGAAGGCAUUAAGGAACAGCGGCUGGCACAAGGUCUACACAGCCGUCGUGUGUAUGGCUCCAUUGGAAAGCGCCAUGGACCCGGGCUAUGCUUUGAAGAGACACGUCGAGGAGACCAAUGUCAGAUUCGACCCUGCAGUGUCCGACGAACUCAUCCUCGCAUACGUCAAGACUCGCGAAGGCGCAGACAAGGCUGGUGGCUACGGAAUUCAAGGUAUGGGCGCCAUCUUGGUCGAGAAGAUCGAUGGUUCAUACGACAACGUCGUCGGCCUACCACUCAACGCAACAAUGAAGCUCAUCGGCCAAGUCUUGAACCCCGAGAUUCAAGGCGAGGACGAGGACGAAGAAGAAGAGUAG